This is a messenger RNA of Maylandia zebra (zebra mbuna), 2670 nucleotides long. Its product is annotated as arrestin domain-containing protein 3. Gene Ontology annotation, biological process: protein transport. The record is from RefSeq and is a predicted model, not a curated record. Lineage: Eukaryota; Metazoa; Chordata; Actinopteri; Cichliformes; Cichlidae. Gene Ontology annotation, cellular component: plasma membrane; cytoplasm.
UGUCAGGGCGAUCCCCCCGGAGUAACGUGUCGCCUACGCAGUUUUAUUUUUGUUGAUUAGAAAAAAGUUAUUCGAUUCGGCUGUUCUCACUUUCUGUCUGAUUGCAUUUAUCAGACGUAUUAAACUUUUUCUUUCCUGUAAGACUUGUCUUUAGUUUUGUUUCUCUGCGAUGUUCGAGCAGACAAUCCGAAAUUUCAAAAUCAAUUUUAUCAGGCACGAUGGACGAAAUAGUUUUUCCAGUGGCGACCAAAUCAUAGGUCACAUCUCUUUUGAUCUGACAAAAGAAACAAAGAUCACUUCAAUAACAACGAGGCUGAAGGGAAACGUGAAUGUGCACUGGACCGCCGGAGGAGGUGGAGGGAAACAGGAAACGAGGAAACGUUACUCUGCAAGGCUGGACUUCUUCGACUUAAAAGGAGUUAUUUUGCAAGAAGACAGGGGUAUGCUGUUACUGGUGCUGUUUGGACGCAGUGAUACAUGGCAAACAAACAGUCACUGUCUUUGUCCUUUUCUUAUAGUUACUCGUGGGACAAAACUUCAACUCGGGACGCAUGUGUAUCCGUUCACAUGUCAGCUCCCACUAGGAAACUUCCCAUCGUCCUUUCAUGGGGUUCACGGAAAAAUAGCAUAUACCUUGACAGUGGGCAUUAAUAGACCGUGGCGUAUGUCCAAGGACUUUGUGACAGAGCUUAAGUUUGUAAACCACAUUGAUACCAACCAGCCAGGGUUGAAUGCGCCACUCUCAGGUUCAAACAGCGUGACACCGUGUAGCUUGUGGUGUAACUCCAGUCCCGUCACUCUGACAGUUAGUGUAGCGACGAAAGCUUUCACCCCUGGCGAAACAGUGAAAAUAUUUUGUGAAUUUAGUAACCCUUCAUCUAAAACAGCUACUCCGAAGGUGAAGCUGCAACAGAAACAGACUUUCUACACCCACAGUAAGCGCAACAGGAAGAUGGCUAUCAAAACUUUGGCGUGUGUGUCAGGAGAACCUGUUGGUGCUCAGGUUUCUUAUGUACGCACUGAGAUCAUGCUCGCUAUUCCCUCGUCUGCAUCUUUAACCAUCUCAGAGUGCAGCAUUCUGGUUGUUGAUUACAUUAUUGAGGUUAAACUCCACGUAGGAGCAUUGGAUGAGGUCGUUGUGCUGUUUCCAAUCAUCCUGUGUGAUGCCCCCGUGCAAACUUAUCCCCCAGUGUGAUUCAACACAGGGUGUUUUUGAGGAUCCACAUGGAGCAUAUCACCACUGCUCUUCCUACACGUGUUACUGUUCAUAUGCCAUUCAUAUGUUGAUGACAUGCAGUUGUACAUGUUAAUUUCCUCUGAUGACCUCGAUGCAUCUUUCAUUUUAUCUUAACCAUUUUUUUUUUUACCUGUUUACCUUUUUACUUUAAAUGACUUAGAUACUGUUUGUGCUAGAGACAAAUUGUAAACAGUUUACAGUUUCUUUUAGUCUGCUUCACAGCUUCCUGAUAUCUGGUGUAUUGUAAACGAUACACCAGAUAUCCCUGUAAACUGGGAUAUCUGGUGUAUCAUUGAAGCACAAAGCAUUCACAAGCUACUGCUGUCUGAUCACCGAUAGAAAAAUCAGAAAAGUUGUUUGAUGAAUUGGUUAAUGAAGAUGAUACAGCCUAUCACCAUUUGAGUAGGCAUAAAUAAUUAAAAUAUUUUGCCAAAUAUGACUGGCUAUACUAAUUAUGUGUUACCUUAACUUUACAUUUUCAUGUUGAUAGUAGAUUGAAGUAAUACACUCAAAAUCCUUUCAGUAGUCAAUAGAGCACCUUUAUGCUUGUGUUCCUAGUACGGCGAUGACUUACUCAUUUAUUAAAUCCCACUAAGGCCUUUAAGGUCAUCAGGCAGAGGUCUUGUAACAACACUCAGAAUAAGAUCCAAAUCUGGUGCGGGUGGUUUCAGCACUCGCUCUUACAGAACUUCAAAUAUAUUCCCACACCUGUGUCAGAAAACUGUGUAUAUUUGUAUGCUUUUAUGUGUCUGUAUGUGUGUUUAUGCUUGUUGUACAGUUUAUUACAUGUGUUAUGUGUUUUGAGUGUUGUGUUUGAUGUACAUCAGGUUUAUGCUUUAUAAUCUCAUAUAUGCCACUUUUAAAAAAAAUCAUCCCUACAGCCGUCUGUUACCAAUUUUCACGUUAUUGUGAAUGUAUUUGUAUAAGGUGUGCUGUACUGCAAAGCUGCCAUGGUGCGCAUUGGCUAGACGCGACGUCACGAGUCACAGCGUAUAUCACUGCAUUCGGGUGAAGGUCAAUAAGUGUUGGUGUAAGUUUAAUAAAAUCCUUGACCUUUCCAUCUCUGAGAAAAUAUGUGGUGGCUGUCAGAAGUUUAAUAAAUCAUACUAUGGAGUUUCUAACACUAAAUUUUCAUGGAGAGAGCCAGUAUAGACUGCAAGACUGGAGGAGAAUAGCCAGGUAAAGGAUGUUAAAACUGGAAAGUCUUAGAAUUGGAAAUCUUUCUUUCCAUCUACAUGAUGUGAAUAGUCUGUGGCGAAGUUUUUCAUCAUAGUGACUGAAGAAAAAGGAGACUUGUGUAACAGUGUCAUAGUCCAGUUUUGGACAAAUUAUCAAAUUUAUAAAUUUAUAUGUACAUAUUCACAAACGCUGCAUGUUAUAUUGUCAUCAUUUGCAUUUCAACUGUUUAUAAAAAUAAAAACAAUUAGUAGAAC